AUGUCAGACUCGUUCGACGCCGAUGGGGAGAAGAUCGCCAUCAUGGACACGCACGUGCCCAACGCGUUCGCCACCGGCAGGAACCCAGGCAACGCGGUCGAGGCCGUCCUCGAUCAUGAGAUGGCUCACGUUAAGAACCGCGAGUACUCCGCCGACCGCGGGGGCGCUGUUGUAACCGGCACGCCGAUGCAGCUCGCCUCGGCACUGGCGAAGAUCAGCAACGAUAUGUAUCGUAUCCCGGACGAGGAUCUGCGCGACGUUAGGCACGCCAGCGCAUUCAUGUUCGUGCCCGCUCUCUCGGGGAACGGUAUAGCGAGACUGUUCUCCAGUCAUCCGCCCACCGAGAAGCGCAUUGAGCGGCUCCAGAACAUGCAGCGCGAGCUGGAGCGCAGUAGGCAAUUCCGUAUUUCCCUCUCCCUGGAUGCGUGA
Geodia barretti is the source of this 429-nucleotide messenger RNA. The record is from the annotation of a GenBank genome assembly. Lineage: Eukaryota; Metazoa; Porifera; Demospongiae; Tetractinellida; Geodiidae.